CUUACUCAGGCCACUCACCCUGGGCUCAGCUCAGACUCAGGCGCUCAGGGGCGUGCUCAGUUUUACUCAGUGAGCAAAAAGCGGCGAGGACUGAGCACUAAUCCGGAAGAGGAAAGCCAAGAAGUGGGAGUGGAAAUUCAGUACAUACUAAUGACCGAUUACUCCAACCCGUGGACUCAACGAUUGGGAUACGUUUUGCCCAAUGCUUUGUUGUUGGGGCUAUUCUUAGAUGCUUAG
Messenger RNA from Penicillium verhagenii, 237 nucleotides. RefSeq lists its product as uncharacterized. The record is from RefSeq and is a predicted model, not a curated record. The transcript is spliced from 3 exons. NCBI's taxonomy places the organism in Eukaryota, Fungi, Ascomycota, Eurotiomycetes, Eurotiales, Aspergillaceae. The annotation marks the transcript as partial.